This is a messenger RNA of Marmota monax (woodchuck), 2713 nucleotides long. RefSeq names its product histone H2B type 2-K1. The transcript has 2 exons. The record is from RefSeq and is a predicted model, not a curated record. Gene Ontology annotation, molecular function: DNA binding; structural constituent of chromatin; protein heterodimerization activity. Gene Ontology annotation, cellular component: nucleosome. Bases 2267 to 2680 code for a protein of 137 amino acids. Lineage: Eukaryota; Metazoa; Chordata; Mammalia; Rodentia; Sciuridae.
CCUUAACAUGACUCUGAAUCACCUGGAGGGCUCAUCAGAUCACAGAUUGAAAGUUUCUGACAGUAGGUCUGGGUGAUACUGAGAAUUAACAUUUCUAACAAGUUCCCUGUGAUGCAGAUGCUGAGUUGCAGGUCUAGGGGCCUUGAUUUGAAAAGCACCAUGCUGGAGUAUGUUUUUCAGAGUGUGACCCGAGACUCCUGCUGCCACUUGCACCACAGUAUGUGGGACACUUGUUAAAAAUGUGGAUUCUGAAAUCCAGACCUGUUGGUUUGGUGCAGGGGGAAAGAUUCAGAAAUGUCCAAGGGCUUGCAUCUCCAGCUGCUGUUCCUGGAGCAAUACAGGAAGUGCUGUCAACUUAACUCGUCCACCUUCGUUUUCAUCAGCCCUGGCUGGUUGACAUCCAGCCCAGGCCUCCUGGCAGCCUGUGUGGUUCUUCUGAACUUGGAGCCCUUAUGCCCCUAGGAUAUGCAUGGCCAGUGUUAGUCCUGCGCUUGUCACUCUGCCUCUGGAACCUCAGCAGUCCUCCUGUGGGAAAACAGACACAGCCACAAGUUGUCAUGUUACAGUGCAUCUAAGAAGGGGGAAGAAACUCCCAGAUGGUGUCUAAACCCCCAAGGAGCUCAUAAUCAAGAGGGAAAGCCAACAAGACAUAGAAAGCACAUAAAUCAGAUGUUAAAUUGUGAUUGAGAUUAAAUUGUUGAGUAGGAGACUCAGAAGUAUUCAAAAGGGGGUGCAGUUUUGCAUGAGCAGCUGCCCAGAAAGACUGGCUUAGUGCUCAACUUGAAAGAUGAGUAGGGUCUUCUCAGAUGGUCAUCAAGUUCAAGGGCUCCCUUAGGCACAGGAGACACCAGUAAGAAACCAAGAGGCCUAUGCUGCGCCUCAUCCUCUAAGGGGCCUGGUCUGGUCGCUUGUGCCAUUAAGUAGGGUUGAGAGCAAAAUGGCCAAGUUGAUCUGUCUUGAGCACCCAGAGCCUGGGUUCAGGGGAGCAUGGUGUCAGCCAGCUGCUGCUCCUUCCACCAAGGAGCUGCCUGAUCUCCAGAGUAUGGCAUGGCACCUGAGGUGCCAUGGGACAGGAGGACCCCAGGACUGGGAGAAGUAGAAGCUGAAUAGUAGUAGUACAGACAGCCUGUUUGUCAAAAAAAAAAAAAAGGCCAAUCUUGGUAAUUGUAAGAAUACUUAGAAAGUCCACAAGUUAUAUAUUUCUAAAAUUAGCAUUGCCUUAUUUGGGAGUCAGAACUGCCUUCCCAGUACUCUUGAAGCAAACUUUGGCAGUCGCGGUAGUUGAUGGGGACUGCUGUGCUCGUGCGCUGGCAGGUGGGGAUGGUCUUUGGCUCUCUUGUCUCUCCCCCCCACACCUAUACUUUUCAUGCUGCUCCAGGUUUCUUUAAUCACAGCAUUCAAGAACCUGAAAUAUUUGUUCAUAUGUAGGGGUUAAGUGAGACGACUAACUCACCAUUUCACAAUAACUUUAUCUUUGCAGAUAACUUCCACUUGCAUCCCCAAAUAAUUUGUUUUCAGAGAAGACGCAUUGUUUCUCUACCCCUAGCUCCUAGUCCCAAAGGCCUUCCAUGGACUCCCAGCCUAGGUUGCUUCCCGCUGUCUGUGUCUAGUACAGGCCCAGCUGGCCAACUCCCAGCUUCCGCCUGCAGUGCGAGCCUUGCAUAGAUUCUACUUUCACUUUUUUUGCCCCGUUCUUCCUAACUAAAAUCAUAACCUCAUGGGCUGAGGAUAUAGCUCAGUUGGUAGAGUGCCUGCUUUGCAUGCACAAGGCCCUGGGUUCAAUCCCCAGCACCACCAAAAAAAAAUCAUAAUCUCUCCUUCAAGACCAGCUUUAGGUCCCCAUGUAUUCCAUGAAGUGCCCCUGGGUGCUCUGGCCCUCCUUAACAUCCACACACUUCCUUAAUUAUUGAAUGCAAGCCAGCCUUGUCUCUCCAGCCUAGCAGAGGGCUCUGUGGGGGGAAGAAGCUUGUGGUCCUGAAACCCCAGAGCCAUGCCGGGCGCCAAUGUACUCUGUGAAUGUGGAUGGUUAGCCUGGAGUCGGUGAACUUCAACAAGUGCAUAAGCCCACUCAGGGAAGAUUGGGAGAUUUCUUGAAGAGGGAGUAAUUAGUCCCAAGAUUAAUCCAGAAUGUGUUCUGGGUAGGGUGGAGCUGAGCCUUGCCCCCACCUUCCAUCCCAGGUGCUUGCCCCCAGCCACACCUGGCAGCGCAGUUGGCUUCUUAAAAGUGGCCCCAAGGCAAGGGAGGGGGCUGGCGAGAAGCAGGAGGAUGAGCGCAGAGCUUGGGCGGCAUCGGCGGCAACAGCAGCAGCAGCAGCAGCAGCAGCAGCAGCAGCAGCAACAACCCCGGGCCCGCAGGAGGUGGAGCUCUGGGGACAAAAAGUCCAAAAAACGUAGCCGGCGCAAAGAGACGUAUUCAAUGUAUAUCUACAAGGUGCUGAAGCAGGUGCACCCGGAUAUCGGCAUCUCUGCCAAGGCCAUGAGCAUCAUGAACUCCUUUGUGAACGAUAUUUUUGAGCGGCUGGCUGGUGAAGCUGCCCGGCUGGCCCAGUACUCAGGCCGGACAACCCUGACUUCCCGGGAAGUCCAGACAGCCGUGCGUCUGCUGUUACCUGGGGAGCUGGCCAAGCAUGCUGUCUCAGAGGGCACCAAGGCUGUCACCAAGUACACCAGCUCCAAGUGACCAGGGCCUGCCAUAAAUAAAGGGUGACCUGUU